Molecule: messenger RNA, 144 nt
Organism: Cetraspora pellucida
Lineage: Eukaryota; Fungi; Glomeromycota; Glomeromycetes; Diversisporales; Gigasporaceae
Source: the annotation of a GenBank genome assembly
AUGGGCGGAUUCAACCAAUUUGAUUUGAAAUUUUUGGGUGAAUCAGCUGGUUACGAACGUUUAGCCGCAGCAGGAAAGAACUUAACUACCCAACAGAACCCCGAGCUAUUCUUAAGAACCGGAAACGUGUUUAUUUUAGUAUGA